AAUAAAUCGCCCUACGGUAGAAUUUUAUUUAAAAAAAUUGUUUUUAUAAUAAGUUUUUUAAAAUCAUAAGAUAAUUUGAUAUAACAAAUAAUGAAUUUAAACUUAAUCUUAUGUUUAACGUUGAACUUAGUUCUAUCAGAAGUGUUGACUUUUUCAUGUAACUGUGCUCGAUCGAAUUCAGUAUUAGAAACCGAAGAAGGAGCUUUAGAAACUGAAAAUGAAGGAUUAGAAACUGAAGAAAUUUGUACUAUUUGUCAAAAUAAUCUUUCCUCAACAAUCAGAACUCAUGAUUGUGGUAACAAAUUUCAUAAAUAUUGUCUUGAUAAAUGGGAAUACAUGAGUCCACUUCAUGAUUGCCCUAUUUGUCGUGUAUCAUUAACUAAAGCGUGUAGUUUUUGUGAUAAAUCAGUUAUGGCAGAUAGUAGAUUUAUUUAUCAUACAAGAUGUUGUAAAGAAAGGUUAUGUUACUACUGUUGUAUGCGUUGCGUAUGCGCUUGGAAUUCCAAAUGUAAAAAAUGUGGAAUAUCAAAUGAAAAAGGAGUUCCAAUAAAAGUAUCCACUAUACCACUUCCGUGUAGAAUUUGUUAUAAAAGUCCAGCGCGGAUGAGUAUGUCCUCGAAGUGCAGACAUUGGUUUUGUAAAGAGUGCCUUAAAAAUAUUUUAAAAGAGCAAAAUAAGUGUCCAUUCUGCUAUGAAUAUUUUGAUAAUCGAAACAUAUAAGUUGUUCACACGCGAAUAUAUAAGAUUAUAUUUAUGAAUAAUAGCCAAUAAUAAAAUAAUAAAAAAAAUAUUAAAGUGAUAUAUUUUAUUAUACAAGCAUUUCAUAUACGUUUGUAAAAUAAAGUUGUUAAGUUCUUUAAGUAUUUUAUAAAAA
Messenger RNA from Daktulosphaira vitifoliae (grape phylloxera), 874 nucleotides. RefSeq lists its product as uncharacterized. NCBI's taxonomy places the organism in Eukaryota, Metazoa, Arthropoda, Insecta, Hemiptera, Phylloxeridae. Bases 91 to 720 code for a protein of 209 amino acids. The transcript has 10 exons. The record is from RefSeq and is a predicted model, not a curated record.